Messenger RNA from Owenia fusiformis, 3579 nucleotides. NCBI's taxonomy places the organism in Eukaryota, Metazoa, Annelida, Polychaeta, Sabellida, Oweniidae. The record is from the annotation of a GenBank genome assembly.
GUAGUGCCUACUCCUAUGAAGAUGCUGAUACAUCCAGUGACUCGGAUGAUGAGGUGCUACAGCGCUACCAGGCACAGAAUGUCAACAAGAAGAGGGGCAGUAAAGCUAGCAAGAGCCAAGAAGAUGAGAGAGACCUCAUAUCCCUGGCAGAGAAGGGCCUAGAUGCACAAGAGGGCAAGACACCAUCAGAGGGUAAAGAUGGCCCACAUUCUAAUGAUGGUUAUGCCCAGUCUGAACAAAGCACAGGGCCGUUUGAUGAGACUUCUGUAGAGAUCAGCGAACAUGACGAGCAUCUAUUUGACACGAGUGACCUCUUGGAUGAGCCACCAUUGAUCUCCAAAUGUGGAUUAUUGGAAGUCACAUUUUUGUAUGACAAGGCACGUCAAAAACUUGGAGUUACAGUGAUUGGAGCUCGGGAUAUUCCAGCAAAAGAUAGGGGUGGUGCUAAUAAUACACAGGUUAGACUCAUGCUGUUACCCACCAAGAAACAGAAGCACAAGACCAAGAUUAAGCAAGGGGAGCAACCCGAAUAUAAUGAGAUAUUUACAUUCAACAAGAUACCACCAGAUAACAUUGCUAACAUGGGGAUAAGGUUCCGACUGUAUGGUACAGAGCGCAUGAGGAAAGAGAACAUGAUCGGAGAGAGUGUUGUAGGUUUUGCAUCCUUGAACCUUGAUGAGGAGACAUCUCAUUGGUUGACACUUGAGCCAAGGAGUAAUCUAGUGGACUCUAAGCUGGAUGUGUCAAGUCUGUCUAGAAGUGAUAGUGCAUCAUCAACACAGUCCAUGCAGCAUGGUGGAAUGCCAGAGCUUCUGAUUGGUCUAGCUUAUAAUGGGACUACAGGACGCUUAUCUGCGGAGAUCUUUAAGGGCAGCAACUUCAGAAAUAUGGCCAUGCAGAGGGCACCUGAUACCUAUGUGAAGCUGACUCUGAUGUCACCUAACAGUCAAGAAAUUGCACGAAGCAAGACAUCUAUCAGACGUGGUCAACCCAACCCCCUCUAUAAAGAAACAUUCAUGUUCCAAGUCCCCAUGUUCCAACUACCAGAUGUCACUCUCAUGAUAUCUGUGUAUAACAAGAGAAGUAUGAAACGCAAGGAGAUGAUUGGCUGGUUUUCUUUGGGUCUAACAAACAGUGGAGAGGAGGAGCAGGCACAUUGGAAUGACAUGAGAGAAAGCAAAGGUGAACAAGUCUGUAGAUGGCAUGUUCUAUUAGAGUCAUAGUCAUGUUGGCAUCAUUAACACUUGCCCCAACUGGAAACCCAUAGUUAUCAGUUAAACUGAAUACUUCAUUGCUGAGUUAUUUAAAUACUUAGUGAUUUCUUAAUGCCUUUAAUCUCCCUAUAAGUCCCUUGAUAAUCAAGUAUCUUGACUACUGAAUCACUUGGUAAUAAAUUGUGUUGAUUGCCAAAUCUCUUGAUUAUCAAUUUUUUGAUUAUCAAGUGACAGUGAUGCUUAAAAUCUCCAUAAUAGUGGAUUCCAGUCACACUUCUAACAUUCUACACCAGGGGCAGCUGAAGGAAGGAUAAUGUACAUUUAGUGACCCAUAUGAUGGCAAUCUGAACACUGAAAGAUCUGAAGUACUGUAUAUGUAUUUAAAGAAACAUAAAAUGUUUUAAAAUGGAUAAAUAUUUAGCCAUUGCAUUCUAUUCAAAGUUCAAAGGACCUUGAUGAUAAACAAUAAAUGUUUGGACUAUCUAUCCAUUUGUUAAAGUUUGUGCAUCAGGAUAUCAAACUAGAUUUUUAGUACCUGGAUCUUAAGCUUUAAAUUUUCUGUAUCUGGAUCUUCAGCUUUGAAUAGUAAGACAAAACUCUGAGUAUCUUGAUCUUAAGGUUUCAGGAUUUAAGCUUAGAGUAUUUGGAUCCUAAAUUGUGAGUUUCUUGAUUUUAAGCCUCAAAAUAUCUGGGCAUUAAACUUUGAAAAUCCAGGAUUCAAAAGCUGAAUUUAUUGUUCAGUGUGGAAUUAUAUUCAAAUGUGAUCCAUGAUAUAGAUGAGUAUGAACAGUGAAGACUUAUUCAUAUUUAAGGCAGUAUUUGUGUCCAACAUUGUACUAUUGUUUGUAAUUUUGUGCUGGUACUUGUGAUUUGCAAUACUCUCUACAUUGUACAUCCAGCUAAACAUCAAGUGGGAUCUGAGUUCUUUUGAAUAAAGAAAAUUCAGAAUUGAAAAUUGUAUAAGCAUUUAAAUUAGUUGAAUUGCAUUACUUUUAAGCAUAAUCAAUUGUGUUUGACAUAUGAAGGGACAAUUUUGUCUUAUUAGGUCCUAUGGGACCUGGUUAUUACUCUGUAAUUUUGAUUUAAUUUCUAAUGAGAGGAAUUGUGCAAUCCUUAGACAUUCAGUAUGAGACUUUGAAUGCUUUCCAAACUAUGUAAACUUGCACAUGUUGAAUAUUAGUUCAUUCUGAGUAUACUUGCCACAUGCUAAGUAUCAGUUUAUUUUGAGUAAACUCCAAUUACAUUAAAUAAACUAGAGCUGUUGUCUGAAAGUAAUUAUACUAGAAAAGCCAAGUGUUGCAUUUUAACCAUCCAUAUAUAUAAUAUGUUGGGUAUGAGAGAUUCCAAACUUUCAAACUAUGUAUGUAGUUUUAAAUAACUAUCUGUGAAUACAUAUAUUGGAGAAAGUAGCUGAUAAGUUCAAUAUUUGGCGAAAAUUUCAAUCAGUAUAGGUUUGAGCAUAAAUUGAUUAUGAAUGUUUUUUUUAUAUUGGGUUAUGGGUAUGAUAUAUAUCAAGCAUAUAUUCAAGCAUAAUUCUGCUUCUAGAAUUAAUUUUCUUGUUUAUUAACUUCAACAGUAACAUUCACUUUUUACAUGUACUUAUAUCAUGCUGUUAUAACAAUCUAGAUGCAAUUUUCCAAUACUUUUGCUUAUUUAUACCAUAAACAAUCUAACUACAUUCCUGUUUUACUAUAUUUUGGUAUUUUAUAUUGAUAUAAUAUUUUGCAAAUGUAUCAAGUAUUACUUUGGUCCAGGGAGUUAUUAUUGGUGUGGUUGCAUUGCUACUUUUUAACUUAUUUGUGAAAUCAGAAGUUUCAGUGUUUUUCAAGAAUAGGCCUGAAGUCCCUUAAGAAUAUUCAAGGGCUCAUUUUAGAAGACAGGCUUAGGGUAAAAAUAGAAAUAGAGAUUUGGCAUUUGAGUUGUAAAGGAUUUAAAAUAUUUGUCCUUCUGGUAUUUCGAGAUGAGCCCUGAAAUUUCAUUAUUUUACAUUGCUUAGAGUACUUUACAAGAAUUAAAAUAUUUAUAUUUCCAUUUUAUGUCACCACUUUUUGGUGGUGUUAUGGUCUCCGUUUUUUCUGUGACAGUGGUUGGCGAUUGGUGGUUGGCAUUUGUAACAAAUGAUGGUUGCAUGUUAAUGCCUUGUCUAAAUAUGGUAUAGUGAAGCCUGUAUAAAGUGAACAGGAUCAUUGCACCAAAUUUCGAAUAUGGAAUCCUUAUCUAUCUAUUGUAUUCCUUGUUAAUUUUUUUGCAUUAUUGUCUUGAUUACAUAACAUCAAUGAUAAUGUCUGCUUUUUUCAAAAAAUACUCAAUGUUAUAUUUAUUUUGUUUUUAUUAUUCAUUGCAAAGAAUAUAUAUGGAAAUACAA